AUGGACACGCCUCUGCUAUCAGCAGAACAUUUCGGGGGUGGCUCUGGUGGCAGCCAGCUGGGUGCCCUCGUGUCCCGACGGCAUCCCGAGCUCCUCCGCUGCGACUGUGUGGAGGUGACCUGGCGUGGGAGGACGAGGAGGAGAGACCUCCUGCUUUUCCAAGGCGCCCUUGCUUUUGCCAAGCGCAGAUGUGGCACCAGGUUCUGGCUGCAGCACAGGGUGCGUCUCAGCGAGCUGUGGGUGCUGUGCCAGGAGGAGGCGGCGUGCGCGUGUGCACAAGAGGACGCAGCGUUGGGCCUGGACUGCAGCUGUACCCUCAUCCUCGUCUGGCCCACCAGCCUCUGCGGGGUCACUUUCGGCUCGCAAGAGGUGAAAGGACUCUGGCUGGACGCCAUCCUCAGAUCUCCGGUGACGAUGACUGCCCAGAUCAUCGAGACGCUGGUUCAGUGCCAGGCAAAAGAACCUCGCGAACGCCAGCAGACAGAACUGCUGCAGGCACGGGAGGAGACCUGUGAGAAGUCGGCAGCUUGGGCGUUUGCUCAGCAGGUCUUUGCUGAGCCUGACCUGGUCCUGAACAACCUUUGUGAGAGCAACCGUUCUAAUGACCCCAUUGAGAGAGGGAGUGAAGCCAAUUUCAUCUCUCCAAGCAGCACAGGCACUAUUUCAGCGCAUGAAGUCCCCAUGUCUGCUGCUGGAAGCAAAAGAUCUUUCUCUCUCAAGCGAUCAGGGAGAUACAUUUCUUGUGGUGACAACCACGGCAUUGAGCCACAGAACCAAGAGCAGUACUUGAGUCAUAUGCAGCAGAAAGAAGUUACAGUACAGCAUUUGAAAACAAAGCUGAAGGAGUCUGAGAGCAAACUUCAGGAAAGAGAAACAGAAAUAGAAGAGCUCAAGGCUCAGCUGGCACGGAUGAAGGAAGACUGGGUUGAGGAAGAGUGUAAGCAUGUGGAGCUGGAGCUGCACUUCUGGGAAGCGAGAAGGGAAAGUCAGGAACUCCAGCAGGCUGUUGAAAGCAUGAGAAACAGCUUGGCUGAGAAAGAGAAAAAAUUUCAGAAAUACUUCAUAGGCAUAAGCAUUGCAAACAAGAAACUGGAAGCUUUGGUGCAGGGCCUGGGGAUGGCUCAGAAGAGCUCUGUGAGAGAUGAGCUGCCGGGCUGGUGCCUGGAGUCCACGUGGGACUCAGAGGGGAAGCCGUUAGCGUUGUGUGCCACGAUGCCAGGCAGCCUCACCACGGAGGACCAAGCUCUGGAGGAGGUGGCAGGCAGUGGGCUGCUUCUUAAUGAGGACACCGCUAACGGGACUGACUCAUUUGAAGAGCAUUUGACCGCCACAACUUCUGGGUCGAGCGAUCCAGCUCCCUCCAGUUCUGCUGUGUAUCAAGAGAUGCUUGAAAAUGUUCUGGAUGAAAAAACAACUUCUUCUCAGGAGGAGGAGAAAAUCAGCAAGGUGAUGGUGGAACAGGCCAUCCCAACUGACCUGGUGCCAUGGAGCCUAGAUGUGGAGUAGCUCAUUCAGAACAUCUUCAGAGCUCGAGAUGCCUGCCCUCUAAUCCCACCUGCUUCACUGAAGGAAUUGGGUGAAAUUUCUCUUGGAAGCGUCCAUGAUUCUGCUACCCUAGUGUACUUAACUCCAAGUGAUCCAAACUCUGCCGUCCUCUUGUCUCCUAUGGAGUCUCCAUGCAGGAAGGUGGAGCAUAAAGUUAAUAAAAACCGUUAUGUGAAAGAACUUGAUUUUGCAGAACCUCAUCAUGCUGAAGCUUUUGGCUAUGUCAAUACCCUCUCUCAGACAGCUUGA
This is a messenger RNA of Tyto alba (common barn owl), 1794 nucleotides long. RefSeq names its product syntabulin-like. Lineage: Eukaryota; Metazoa; Chordata; Aves; Strigiformes; Tytonidae. Gene Ontology annotation, cellular component: vesicle; cytoplasmic microtubule. Gene Ontology annotation, biological process: axonal transport of mitochondrion; synapse maturation. The record is from RefSeq and is a predicted model, not a curated record.